Molecule: messenger RNA, 3564 nt
Organism: Seriola dumerili (greater amberjack)
Lineage: Eukaryota; Metazoa; Chordata; Actinopteri; Carangiformes; Carangidae
Exons: 18
Biological process (GO): xenobiotic metabolic process
Cellular component (GO): intracellular membrane-bounded organelle; cytoplasm
Molecular function (GO): heme binding; oxidoreductase activity, acting on paired donors, with incorporation or reduction of molecular oxygen, reduced flavin or flavoprotein as one donor, and incorporation of one atom of oxygen; iron ion binding
Source: RefSeq, a predicted model, not a curated record
UAAAGGGCGGUGUGUUAAAUGUAGGUCAGUCAGAGGAGAAGAUCAACAACAGCACAACAAAUGGCUCUUUUGGAUGAUUUAGUUUUCUUCCUCUUCUCCAGUCCCACCACCCUGUUGGGGGCCGUUGCUGUCCUGCUUGUCCUUUACCUUGUGUCCUGUAGCUUCACCUCGGAGAAAAUGGGAAAAGAGCCUCCAGGGCCGCCGCCUCUGCCUCUGCUUGGUAACCUGCUACAGCUUGAUCUCAAGAGACCGUACAAAACCCUCUGUGAACUUUCAAAGAAAUAUGGGUCUGUAUUUACGGUUUACUUUGGUACCAAUAAAGUGGUGGUCCUGGCUGGAUACAAGGCGGUCAAAGAGGCUCUGGUCAGCUAUGCAGAAGAGUUUGGAGACCGAAACAUUUCCCCUAUAUUUUAUGAAACCAAUCAAGGUCAUGGAAUUCUGUUUGCAAAUGGAGAAUCGUGGAAAGAGCUGAGACGUUUCGCCCUCACCACCCUCAGAGAUUUUGGGAUGGGUAAAAGAGUGGCUGAGGAGAAGAUCCUGGAGGAAUGUCGGUAUCUGAUCCAAAUGUUUGAGGAGCACAAAGGGAAACCAUUUGACACAACUUGUCCGGUGAAUUACGCAACAUCCAAUAUCAUCUCCUCUAUCGUGUACGGAAGCAGAUUUGAAUACGAUGACCCUCGAUUCAAAAACUUGGUGAGAAGAGCAAACGAGACAAUACGCAUUGUAGGUUCUGCAUCAAUCCAGCUUUACAACAUGUUUCCCAGGCUGGUCAGUUGGAUAAAAAACCGGCAGCUGAUAUUAAAAAAUUUGGAAAUGAGUGUCAGAGACGUCAAAGAUUUGAUCAAGCAACUGAAAGAGACACUGAACCCUGACACAUGCAGGGGGCUCGUGGACUGUUUUCUCAUUCGGAAGCAGAAAGAAGAGGACUCCUGUGUUAUGGACACGCAUUACAAUGAGAAAAACUUAAUAUUCACAGUCACAAACUUGUUUGCUGCUGGUACUGACACCACAGCCACUACACUGAGAUGGGGUUUGCUGCUUAUGGCCAAAUAUCCACAUAUACAAGACCAGGUCCAGGAUGAGCUGAGCAGGGUGCUAGGAAGCCGUCAGGUCCAGGUAGAAGACCGGAAAAACAUGCCCUACACUGAUGCUGUCAUCCAUGAGACACAGAGACUGGCCAACAUUGUCCCCAUGUCUAUUCCUCACAAAACCAGCCGAGACGUCACCUUCCAGGGCUACUUCAUCAAAGAGGUCAGUUCUUCACAUCUGUGUCAAUGCUCAUCACAAAUUUGUUUUUGUUGGUUCUACCACCUCUGAAAAUGUGACAGUGCUCUUAUUCUGAGACUUGAUACUCUUCUCUUUUGCCUCCAGGGAACUACUGUGUUUCCUCUCCUUACUUCUGUCCUGUAUGAUGAGAGUGAGUGGGAGAGCCCACACACUUUCAACCCUUCCCACUUCCUGGAUGGGGAGGGUAACUUUAUCAGGAGAGAUGCCUUCAUGCCCUUUUCUGCAGGUCGCAGGGUGUGUCUCGGAGAGGGUCUGGCAAAGAUGGAGCUCUUCCUCUUCUUCACCUCCCUCCUCCAGCGCUUUCGCUUCACUCCUCCACCCGGAGUUACAGAGGAUGAACUGGAUCUGACAGCGGCUGUGGGCUUCACUCUCCCUCCUUCCCCUCAUAAGCUGUGUGCUGUGAGCCGCCAGGUUUCUCUUAUAAAAAACAAUACUCGAUGCGUCUCCUGUUCGCUUCUGUGGAAGCCUUUAACUGCUGCUCCGGAAUAUUUACAGGACAUUACAAGGUCUGUGUUGGAGGAGUCAGGGAAUUUUCCAGUUGACUAUAGAAUCAUGUUGGACAGUCUUCUUCAGUCCUCCACUUCAGUCUCCCUGCUGGGGGCCACUGUGGUCCUGCUGGUCCUCCACCUUCUUUACUCCACCUUCAGCUCCCAGGAAAAUGGGACUGAGCCUCCAGGACCUAAACGUCUUCCCCUGCUUGGUAACCUGCUUCAGGUGGAUCUGAAGAGACUCGACAGCGCUCUUUUUGAUCUGUCCAAAAAAUAUGGACCGGUGUUCACAGUCUACUUUGGACUUAAGAAGGUGGUGGUCCUGGCAGGAUACAGGACAGUCAAACAGGCUCUGGUCAACCAUGCUGAGGAGUUUGGAGACAGAGAGGUCACUCCCAUAUUCUACGAUUUCAACAAAGGACACGGCAUACUAUUUUCCAAUGGCGACUCGUGGAAAGAAAUGAGACGUUUUGCUCUGACUACACUGAGAGAUUUUGGGAUGGGCAAGAGGAUUAGUGAAGGAAAAAUCAUUGAGGAAUGUAAUUACCUGACUGAAGAAUUUGAACAACAUGAGGGUAAAGCCUUCAACAACACCCGGGCAAUUAAUUAUGCAUCUUCAAAUAUUAUAUCAGCUCUCAUGUUUGGGAAGAGGUUUGAAUACAAAGACCCUGACCUCCAGACUAUGGUGGAAAGAGAUCAUGAGACCAUCCAUCUGACGGGAUCAGUUUCCAUCCUGAUCUACAACAUAUUCCCUUGGCUGGGCCCUUGUCUUAAAAACUGGAGGGAUUUGAUGAGGAAUGUGGAAGACGGUAUUGCGGACGCAAAAAGGAUUAUAGCAGAUCUGAAGGAGACUCUGAACCCUGAGAUGUGCAGAUGCUUUGUUGAUGCUUUCCUGACCCGUAAGCAAAGUCUGGAGGAGUCUGGAAUUAAGGAUUCACACUACCAUGAUGACAACCUGAUGUACAGUGUGAUGAAUUUGUUUGCAGCUGGGACGGACACCACAGGAAAUUCUCUUCAGUGGUGUCUACUUUUCAUGGCCAAGUACCCUCAUAUUCAAGACCAGGUUCAAGAGGAGCUGAGCAGGGUGGUUGGAAGCCGUCAGGUCCGAGUAGAAGACAGGAAGAAUUUGCCGUACACAGACGCUGUCAUCCAUGAGUCACAGAGACUGGCCAACAUUGUUCCCAUGGCCAUUCCUCACAAAACCAGCCAGGACAUCACCUUCCAGGGCUACUUCAUCAAAGAGGGAACUACCGUGUUUCCUCUUCUUACUUCUGUCCUGUAUGAUGAGAGCGAGUGGGAGAGUCCACACACUUUCAACCCUUCCCACUUCCUGGAUGGGGAGGGUAACUUUAUCAGGAGAGAUGCCUUCAUGCCCUUUUCUGCAGGUCGCAGGGCGUGCCCUGGAGAGAGUCUGGCCAGAAUGGAGCUCUUUCUCUUCUUCACCUCCCUCCUCCAGCGCUUUCGCUUCACUCCUCCACCCGGAGUUACAGAGGAUGAACUGGAUCUUACACCAGUUGUGGGCUUCAGCCUGACCCCUUCACCUCAUGAGCUGUGCGCUGUCAGUUGCCAGUGAAGAAGAUGGCUGGAACUUCUUGAUUAUUGUGUUAUUUUAUGCCAUCACAGGAUGGGAACUGUUGCUGUGGUAAUUGUCUUCACCCAUGAUGUGAGAGGGGACGUUUUGUGAGAAUUUUGUGUAGAGAUCUAAGUCAGCAACUGAUAAAAAUUAAAAUGCAUAUUGAUGGUAACAAGUGGGAGAAGAUUUGUCCUAUCAAAUAAAGUGACAAGAAUG